CAACACUACAAAUCUAUUACAUUUAUUGAGGAAUGUAAUGUCAAAACAAAGUUGAGCUCAGUUUUCAGUAAAAAAAUGUGAGAAUAAUCUUAAGUCAAUGGGUUGUGCAUCAUCAAAUACAUCCAAUGACAAAGAGGCGCUAAAGAAGUUAAAUGAUCUUGCUGAAAUCAACUCUGCUGAAACACAAUCAGGACAAAAUCCUCUCAUUCCACAAAAUUCAAUCACAUCAUCGUCAAAAAUUGGUGGUGUAAGUCAAUUGAGAGCAACAUUGAUGAUACAGAGAUGGUUCAGAAGGUGGAGAGCCGAACUAGAAGUCAGGAGGCGAUGCACCUGGACAAUAUUUCAAACCAUGGAAUAUGCUAGUGAGAACGAACAGCUCAAGUUGUAUAACUUCUUUAAUGAUAUUAUUUCUGGCCUUCCUGAUGCAUUCAAUGCCAUGCAAAACGAAAAGAACGACCAAGCAGAAACCUCGGAAUACUUCUCAAAAUUAUCCAACCCGGACUAUGUAACAAUUGAUCCGGAUUACAAGGGGCCUGAUCUGGUGUUUCCAAUAGAUGAGAAUCAAAUCAAGAUUUUUAUAGAGGCAUUUAAAGAAAGGCAGGUAUUGGACGCUAAACAUUUGUUGAUUUUGUUGGCUGAAGCCAGAAAGCAUUUCAUGAAAAUUGAGAACGUGCAAUAUACCGUGACAUCAAUCGCUGGCAAAGUUACUGUAGUAGGAGAUCUUCACGGUUCGCUUGACGACUUGUUAAUGAUCUUCUUUAAGAACGGACUGCCAAGUGCUGAUAAUCCCUACGUUAUAAACGGAGACUUUGUGGAUAGAGGCCCUGCUAGUGUGGAGGUGUCUAUUCUGUUGUUUAUUCUCUGUCUCCUCUACCCAAAUUCCUUCCUCCUCAACCGUGGCAAUCACGAGGAUGUUAUUAUGAACAAAAGAUACGGCUUUACUACAGAGCUGGUAAAGAAGUACGGUCUGCUCGCCAACAGGAUCUCAAAAGGAUUUGAAGGAGUGUUCAGAGUGCUACCUCUGGUAACUGUGGUAGAUAACAGUGUGCUGAUCUGUCACGGUGGUGUGUCAGAUAUUACUGACUUGAAUUAUAUCAACGAUAUACCUCGACAUAAGUAUGCCUCAAUUUUACGUCCUCCAACUAAAAUUAAUGAUGACGGUGAAGACGAGAUCGAUCUUAUUGAAUGGAGACAGAUGUUAGACCUGUUGUGGAGUGACCCUAAAGCUGCAGUUGGAUGUGAACCCAACACUUUUCGGGGAGGCGGCACAUACUUCGGACCGGACAUUUCAAAAGACAUUCUGGAUAAACACAACUUCAAACUGCUGAUUCGGUCACACGAGUGUAAGCCUGAUGGUUAUGACGUGACCCACGACGGUCUGGUAGUGACAAUAUUCAGUGCAAGUAAUUACUACGAAGCCGGGAGUAAUUUGGGAGCCUACAUAAAACUGGGACCAAGUCACAAGCCUCAGUUCAUCCAAUUUUCGGCUACUGAAAACACCAAACAGUUGCCACUAUAUUCAAGGGUAAGUAAGGUUGAGAGUUCUGCUUUGCGAGAUCUGAGAACUCAAAUAUUUUCGAAUAAAGGACGACUACUGGACGCGUUCGAAAGUCACGAUACGGAGAAAACAGGUCUCAUAACAAUGAUGGAGUGGACAGAGUCAAUGAGUAGUGUUCUAAACCUCGACCUACCGUGGAGGACUCUCCGGUCAAAACUUGUCGAAGUGGAUGAUGAAGGGAAGAUAAAAUACGAUAGCUGUUUCACGGACGGUACGAUUGAGGGGAGUAUCGCAAAUAAGCAAGUAACUGAGACGAUAUAUCGACAAAGAAACAUUCUGGAAACAAUAUUCAGGCUCCUUGAUACCGACAACUCAGGGCUGUUAUCACGUGAAGAGUUAAGAGCAGGGUGUGAACUCCUGGCCAAACAUAACGGCUCAAUCUCCCUCUCCCCUGAUGACCUGGACAACCUAGUGGACACCAUGGACAUCAACAAGGACGGGGAAAUUAACUUCAACGAGUUUUUGGAGAGUUUCAGAAUGGUCGACAACAAGUUUUCCAAUGGGAAUAUUUGACCAUGACACUAUCGAUUUAUUAAUGAUUAUGUAGAAUUGAAUGUUCGAUGUUCAUGCUGACAAAGUGAAAAGUCAAGUUUACCGAAUUAGAUAGACCAAGUAUGAAUGAAUAAUGAAUGCAGCUUGUUUGUUCAUGUUGCAUCUUAAUGUGCUUGAUCAUUAGGUGUAGAAAUAUUUACUAAAUUACGAUGCAUAGCAAGCGAUAACUAUUGUACAUUGUUUGAUUGUGCAGGAUUUGUUCUGAAUUAGUUGAUGAUGAUCGAAAAUACUUGCUUUUUAUGUAGAUAGUUUCAGUUAACAUCGUUUAAUUUUCCUCAGAUGCUUAAAGUUCCUGUCCUCCUUAAUGAUAAUUUAUUGUAUGUUUCGGAACAAAAUCUAUCGACACUGAGAGCACCAUCGAACAAUUUGUAGCAUUUUCACUUAUCAAUUUCAAUAAUUUUGACUUAGCUGGGAUUUGACUGCCUCGUAGAAGAGUUGUUCAUAAAGUUGUUCCUUAUAAAGCUAUUUUGUGACCAAUAGUAUGUUUAUUAUUUGACACUGGGAAUGAACUGUAGGCAGAACAGGGCUGGUGGCUGUAAGAUCUAUAACAGGUAAAUUUAUACUGUUCAUGGCCAUUGGCCGAGUCUAUUGAUGAUGUUGUGGUUUUCGUGUUAUGUAUUGCAUUUUGUGGUAUGAUUAAGUGUGUUAGUUUUGCUUAUUUUGUAAAGAAUAAUUCUAUUUACAUCUUCACUAGGAAAAAGAAACUUGAACAUAGAUAUCUUACUUUGAUGAACUACAAGUUUCUAUCGAGUGUGUAGUGCAAUACUCAGAUUUUUGUCGCUGAGUAUUUUUGCCAAAAUUAUGGCACUUAUUAUAGGUUAAGGUACCUAAGCUUAUAGGUUGUAGCACUAUGACAGUCAGACCUCUCUAAAUCAUUAUAACGCAGGUCUAUGAAGGGAAUAAAAUAUUCAACUUUCAAUUUUGGACCACGUUUUGUAGGUCCAAAUGAACCAUGUUUUAUUGGGUUGAUGGUGGAAAUCAAGGGGGUAAUAAACCAACCAAAAGGUUCGGCGUUAUCAUGUUGUCAAGAGGUUUUGGAGAGGUCAGUCUGAAGCAUUGUCUAUACUAUGUACCAUAUUACGAUGUAAGUGUACAUAUCAUAAAACGUUUAGAAAUUAAAGUAGGCACAUUAAUUGUAAUUUAUUUGUAUAUUCUAUUUAAUAUGAGUUGCAAGUUUUACAAUCAAUUUUCAAAUCCGAAAAA
Messenger RNA from Bolinopsis microptera, 3313 nucleotides. RefSeq names its product serine/threonine-protein phosphatase with EF-hands 2-like. Gene Ontology annotation, molecular function: iron ion binding; calcium ion binding; phosphoprotein phosphatase activity. The transcript has 17 exons. Gene Ontology annotation, biological process: detection of stimulus involved in sensory perception. Bases 98 to 2071 code for a protein of 657 amino acids. The record is from RefSeq and is a predicted model, not a curated record. Lineage: Eukaryota; Metazoa; Ctenophora; Tentaculata; Lobata; Bolinopsidae.